Molecule: messenger RNA, 1072 nt
Organism: Medioppia subpectinata
Lineage: Eukaryota; Metazoa; Arthropoda; Arachnida; Sarcoptiformes; Oppiidae
Source: the annotation of a GenBank genome assembly
GUGUGUGACAAUAGAGGGCUCUCUCAACACGUGUUGUGUUUAGCGUUGAGACAGACAUUGCGUUUCCAUUGAAGAGUUGAGCCAAACGUUUGAUUGCAUUACGCUUUCAAUUCAAUUGUCGUAUUGUUUGCCAUUAAUUGUGUUGAUUGUGUCAAAACAACGAUGUCUUCAGUGACCACCGAUGACCAGUCGGCCAAACGGGCCGAACGUAUGAAGAAAUUGCGAGAAUUGCACUCAAAGAGAACGGAAGCGAGUCGUCUGAACCACAAAGAAGUGGUCGAAGAGAAUAAAAGACAACAAUUGCCACAGAAUUGGGAGAAGAAGUCAGAGUUGGCUGAGUAUCGGCUGAACGAAGAGGUGGCCAAAGAGAGGGCCAAAGAGUCGGGCGAAGACUACGAGCGCAACAAAUUGAUGGACAUUCAGGCGGACGACUCCGAGCGCUGGCAUCGCAAACGUGAGGCCAAACACAAUCCCGACCCGGGAUUCAGUGGCUUCGAGGCGGCGACCGCUCGUCAGUACAAUCGACUCACGAAACAAAUGAAACCAGACUUAGAGGAGUACCACAAGAAUAAGGAGGCGGUCGGAGACAAAGUGUUUUACGCCAAUCACUCGACGCUAAUCCACGGCACGCAUAAGGACUCGAAGGCCGCCAUCGAUCGGAUGGUCGAAGAUCUCGACAAACAGAUCGAAAAGCGCUCGAAGUAUAGCCGGAGGCGCCGUUUCGACGACGACGCGGACAUCGAUUACAUCAAUGAACGCAAUAUGAAGUUCAAUAAAAAGUUGGACAGAUUUUACGGACAAUACACGCAAGAAAUCAAACAAAAUCUCGAACGCGGAACAGCUGUUUGAUUCAAUACAAGCUCUCUCUCUCUCUCUCUCUCUCUUUCCCACUAUUUCUCCCACUUAUAUGUCUUCAUCUAAUUAUCUGUCUUUUAGUGGCAAACAAUUUGUUUUGUUUUAUUUUUAUCUUAUUUUUUAUAUACGGUUUUUGUUUCAAUUAAUUUCAUCUAUUAAUAGAAAUUUUGUUAACAAAAACUUCACAUUUAUUUUCUCUUCAAAUGAAAGUAAAAAA